AUGGCCAUGAGUUCGUAUAUGGUGAACUCUAAGUAUGUGGAUCCCAAAUUUCCUCCUUGCGAGGAAUAUUUGCAGAACAGCUACCUAGGCGAGCAGGGGGCCGAGUACUACAGUGCCUCGCAGGGCUCUGAUUUCCAGCACCAGGGACUCUACCCACGGUCAAACUACGGCGAGCAGCCCUUUAGCUGUAGCAAUGCCCAAGGCUCUGCCGUGCAGCCGCGGGGUCACGGACAGGAGCAAUCCGGCCCAGCGAGCCACUUCCCCGGCCAAGCAGAGCAUUGUCCACCGCCUCCAAUGCCCAACUCGCGAGCCUGCAGCCAGCAGCCGGCCCUCAAACCCCCAAACGCCUCAGCAGUUAAGCAGCCAGCAGUAGUUUAUCCCUGGAUGAAGAAAGUCCAUGUUAACUCGGUGAAUCCCAAUUACAACGGAGGGGAACCUAAACGCUCCCGCACAGCUUACACCAGACAGCAAGUCCUAGAACUGGAAAAAGAAUUCCAUUUUAACAGGUACCUGACCAGGCGCCGCCGUAUCGAGAUAGCCCACACUUUGUGUCUCUCUGAGCGCCAGAUCAAGAUCUGGUUUCAGAACAGAAGAAUGAAGUGGAAAAAAGAUCACAAACUGCCCAACACGAAGGGCAGGUCUUCUUCCUCUGGUUCAAACCCCCAUUUACAGACUGGUUCCAAGGACCACCAGACUGACUUGACAACUUUGUAG
Gavia stellata (red-throated loon) is the source of this 714-nucleotide messenger RNA. Its product is annotated as homeobox protein Hox-D4. NCBI's taxonomy places the organism in Eukaryota, Metazoa, Chordata, Aves, Gaviiformes, Gaviidae. The transcript is spliced from 2 exons. Gene Ontology annotation, cellular component: nucleus. Gene Ontology annotation, biological process: regulation of transcription by RNA polymerase II; embryonic skeletal system morphogenesis; anterior/posterior pattern specification. Gene Ontology annotation, molecular function: DNA-binding transcription factor activity, RNA polymerase II-specific; RNA polymerase II cis-regulatory region sequence-specific DNA binding. The record is from RefSeq and is a predicted model, not a curated record. Bases 1 to 714 code for a protein of 237 amino acids.